Paralichthys olivaceus (Japanese flounder) is the source of this 702-nucleotide messenger RNA. The record is from RefSeq and is a predicted model, not a curated record. NCBI's taxonomy places the organism in Eukaryota, Metazoa, Chordata, Actinopteri, Pleuronectiformes, Paralichthyidae.
CACUUUGAAAAGCCCUGCCAUUUAUUAUUAACACAUUCCGUUUCCUGCGUAUGCGCCCUCUUGUAGUCUACGUUGUUGCCAUGGUGACCUCGUGUAUCAACGCCACAGCCAGCGGAGGAGCCACGGACUGUAAAUAAAAAGUCCGGAUCUCACGUGUCCUGAUCGUCCUGGUUCUGAGCAGGUCACAGAUGUCUGCCAUGAAGAGAAAGUCGCUCCACACUCUGGCAGAAACUCUGUCUAAACAAGUGCAGCACUUCAGCAAGACAGAGGUGGAGGCUCUGAUCGGACUGUACCAUGACCUGCUGGGGGAGUCAGCUGCUCCGGGCAGAGCAGUCACAGGUCUGGACAGAAGCAAGUUCAGGAAUUUCCUGUUCAAAACGUUCGAGAUGACUGAUAGCAUGAUCAUGGACGAAGUUCUCUCUUUUAUUCUGUUCAAUGACCAUGACCACGAUGGGCGGUUGUCAUUUGACGACUUUGAGAAGUCAGUGAGAGAAGAGAAUCUGUUACUUGAAGCUUUUGGAAACUGCCUCCCUGACACCGAGAGUAUUGAGACAUUUGAACAGAAUGUAUUUCAGAAGAAGUGAAACCAUGAAGAAAUCAUAUUCAUGUUGGAUUUUCAGAUGUAUAUUUAAUAAUACAAACGUAUAUUGCUGUUUACAUUGAGAUAAAAAAUGUUUAAAUAAAACAAGUUGCCACAAGAAA